Knipowitschia caucasica is the source of this 654-nucleotide messenger RNA. Lineage: Eukaryota; Metazoa; Chordata; Actinopteri; Gobiiformes; Gobiidae. The record is from the annotation of a GenBank genome assembly.
AUGAAUGAGCAGACUCUGGGUUUGGCUGGAGCUGGAGUGCACUUGUCUGGUGUGCGCGCGGAUGGAAAAUAUUGUUAUCUCUUUGAUUCGCGGCAUUACUUUCAGCGCGGGACAAAGGCUCUUGAUGAAAAGCUGAUGGUGACGAAGGUGGCCGCGGCUCAAAGGACAGAAAGACUCGAGUCAAUGGCGUCGCCGCGCGGGGAAGUGCUCCAUCUCACGCAGAUAAAGGAGGCUUUCCAAGUUUUAAAGAGGCGUUUUCGGGCCGUGAUAAAGGCGCACGCGGCUGUACUCAUUAAGCAUAUGGUGCAAAGACGCGGGGCUUUUGUCUGCGGCCCCAGAAACGAGAGCGCUCACAACUUGUUUCAUUGUCGGGAUAUUGCGCGUUUCAAUGGGGCCAGAGUUUAUUCGCGCGCUCAGGACGUGGUGAAGACGGGACAGACGCGCAGGAGAGGGACACACACAUGGGGCCACGUGGAGAGGAGUGCGGCUUCUGUUCAAGUGACUUAUGUGUUUGCACAGAGGCCUUUGUCUCCGCGGCGCAGGGGAAGCCAUCGAGUUUCGCGUCGCUUUUACGCACAGAGACUUUUCGACAUUUCGGUCCAAAACCAACACUAUAAAACCACGGGAGACGGGGGAGGUCUGUUGUGGAGGUGA